Neurospora hispaniola is the source of this 1513-nucleotide messenger RNA. RefSeq lists its product as uncharacterized. The transcript is spliced from 4 exons. Bases 428 to 1207 code for a protein of 259 amino acids. The record is from RefSeq and is a predicted model, not a curated record. Lineage: Eukaryota; Fungi; Ascomycota; Sordariomycetes; Sordariales; Sordariaceae.
UUGAGAACGUGGAGAGAGUGGCUUGGGAGUGGGAACCAGUCCAAGGGAAAGGGACUCGAGUGAAUAGGGAUGUUCGCUGCCCUUGAUUUGCUUUUGUCCGAUUUCAUCUGAUUUAUCCUUCCAUUUAUACAUCUAGAAUUCCCAUCCAUUGCACCUUCCGUCGCAUCUUUAGCUCUGAAGAGGAAAGUCGGCACAAAAACUCGGACGAAUCCACCGCCCAUUUCCUAUCUAUCUUCCCACACCUGGACUCUUAGUCGCAAACCAGCUACUGGACCGCCCAGUGUCACAAUACAAAGCGGCAUCAUUCGAGUUUCAUAUAGCCCCAUACUUGUCUUUACUACGAUUAUUUCAGGACCCCCUCACGCCUUAACGUUGUAUACCGGUCCGACUUGACUCUUCCAACGGCGAAUAAACAAUCUCUUCCACCAUGCCAAUUCGGAAUCCCUUUGCGCGCCGACUUGGCGUUGCCGUGACCCAGGACGAGAACGUCCGCCCCGGUUCCAACGCUGGUAAUACCGACCUUGCCCAUGCUGGCUUCGAGAGGGUAAACACGGUCGGUUUUAGAGCCUCAUCGGCCUUCAACAUCCGCAGCAACAAGAAGGGUCAAGAUACUGGCGAUUACAAGAUGAGUGUGGUCAAUGACAGUGGUGUAUACUUGCCGCCCUCCCCCGUCGAGAAAGAAGCGAUUUGGCCCAGGAAAUACCUGUCGCGCAACUCUACGGAAACAAAGACUGCUGUUCCUGAGAUUGAACACUUUUCCAUCUCGAGAGAGUCCUUUGACUCCUAUAGGAGGUCUUUUGACAUAUCUGCGAAGAGCCCCGUAUCUCCAACCGCCGGCGAAUUCACUUUCGCACCGCGCCAGAGUCUCGAUUCUGCUAGGUUCCCACGCACGCCGCGACAGUCGGUUUUUAGUGAGCACCGUUUCAGGCGGGACUUCUCUACUCCGGAAGAGAGCUUCGAAGAAGUCGGCCUCAACGACGACAAGCAACAGGCCCAGCCGGCCAAAAAGCGCGGCUUCUUCUCCAAGUUUGGUUCCGAUGCCCCCGAAAACGCCACCCCGCUGAAAGAGAAGGAGAACGGGCAAGCCAUGUCGCGAUUCCUCCCCGGCCGGAAGCGGGGACAGAGCGGACAGGGGGCAGAGCUUAUGCCUGUCGCUGACCGACCAUCCACUGCCACCGCCUUGCAAGAACAGGAGGUGCAGUCAUGAUUUAUGUCAAGUAAAAUUCUCCUUCUCUUCUUUUUGGCUUAACAAAUUGGGAUGCGGAUAAUGCCGGGGUUGGCCAUGGUCAGGCUUUACCUACAUGUUAACCUGUGGGCUCUCGGCUGGAGGACUACGUAAUGAAGUCACGCACAAUGUUAGACCGCACAACUAGACGGACGUCACUCCCUCAUGGAGGAUGACGCAGGAUAUGGGAUUCUGGCUUUUGGGCGUUUUUGGGUAAUGAGGAUAUUGCUCUUAUGACACAGUAUAUACAGACAUGAUGGACAAGACUACAACUUAAUGAAUCGAGUA